AUGCCGGCCCCCAAUCGACUCUCCGAUCUCGAGAACUGCGCGAUCGGCGCCAUCUGUGGGACCGCCGACACGACGCUGCUCCAGAGCACAAACUACUGGAAGAAUGCGCAGCAGCAGCGGCUGCCUUUCACCAUGAACCCGGCUGUCCUGUACCGCGGCUACAGCGCGAACGUGCUCAACAACGGGUUCUGCCUCAUGACGCAGUUCUACCUCAACGGCAUCGCCAAGCGAAUGCUGACCGGCGGCGCCCGCGAGCCGACGCCCGCAGAGCAGAUUGGCUCCGGCUUCGCGGCGGGGCUCGGCUCGGGCGUGGUUUGCGGACCGCUCGAGCUGAUCAUGAUCCAGCAGCAGCGCAAGGGCGGCACCAUCCUCAGCGUGGGUGGCGACCUCGCUCGCGGCGGCCCGUCGAUAGUGUCUCGCGGCAUGCUCGCGCUCGGCCUGCGCGAGGGCAUCUACUGCGCCGGGUUCAUGGGCAUCUUGCCGGCGGUGCGCAAGCACAUUCGCGAGACGUACGCGCACACGCCCUUUGGCCAGAGCGAGGACGCGGCGCGGCUGACUGCCACCUUCAUCGCCGGCCCGAUCUGCGCGUUUGCCUCGCAUCCGCCCGACACCGUCAAGACGUGCAUGCAAGGCGACAUCGAGCAGGUGCGCUUCAAGGGGUACGGCCAGUCGGCGGGCGUGCUCGUCGCAGAGUCGGGCAUCGCCGCGCUGUGGCGCGGCAUGCCCUGGCGCCUCUUCCGUCAGUGUUGCGCCGUCUUCCUCUUCGACAAAAUCUCGGCCGAGGUUGCGCCGAGACUCUUCCCGCACGCGUUCCGCUGA
This is a messenger RNA of Emiliania huxleyi CCMP1516, 819 nucleotides long. RefSeq lists its product as hypothetical. The coding region runs from base 1 to 819 and encodes 272 amino acids. The transcript is spliced from 2 exons. The record is from RefSeq and is a predicted model, not a curated record. NCBI's taxonomy places the organism in Eukaryota, Haptophyta, Isochrysidales, Noelaerhabdaceae. Gene Ontology annotation, biological process: mitochondrial citrate transmembrane transport.